CCCUCCUCUCUCCUUGAGGCUCUCUGUACGACUCCCUAUUUCGCUUCCUACUGUAUGGAUCUUUUUCCCGUCCUUGCGCUUGUCAACACCAUCCUUUAAAUGCCGUCGUAACUCUUGGCUUGACGUCCCACAUCUCCACCUUCUUCCCCGGCUCCAUCAUGGCUCUUUGCGAUCUUUGUUGACUUGCCUCUUAACCUUGUUCCCUCCCUGUUGUCCUUCCUGCUGGCUUCUGGCUCAGUGGUUUGCACGUCACACAAGCAGGAAUGUUCAUCGUUCAGUAUAUACUUUACCUUGGCUGAUCCCAGCUGCUCUGGCCCGGUUUUUUUUUUCGAACUGGCAACUCAAUUCAAGUGCUCAUCGCUUUAUUGAGCGGUGCUCUCUCAACCCUGGCGAAGAAUCCCUUACUCCGCACUGAUUAACCGUGGGAAUGUCAAGUCGAGGCAUUCUUGACGGCCAAUGGGCCGAUCAGUAUAAAUAUAUGCGAUCGUCCGCAUCGUCGUUCUGGCUUCAACAUCUCCAUCCUCGUCGCCUGAGAGCCCGGCCCAUCAGGGCUCUCUUCUUGGUCGCAGCAUGUUUGUUCUUGCUCACUCUGUGGUCGCACUCAGCUAGUGAACCUUCGGUCAACUUCUGGGUGAAAUACCCGUCCUACCCUCCGACGCGACGGCGCCCUGAAGAUACGCCCAUGCUCCUCGCCGGCCGACAUGCCACGAACAGAAACCAAUCUGCCCCGCUAGGCUUAGAAAGAUCGGCGCCCUCCUUUCACCUCCUUAUACCCGCAUCGCACAAGUCGGCUUCGCUCUGUCGCACUGUGACGUCCUCGAUGAUUCUGAACUACCCACCGCCGACGCUGAUCAGCUACGGGAAGUCCUCCGCAGGUGGGAGCACAGAAUAUUCAUCCAUGGUCGACAGAAUCGCGGGGAUAUACAACUAUCUUGCAUACAGCACGCAAUUGAAGGAUGAUGAUCUGGUCCUCAUUGUUGACUCGCAGGAUGUGUUCUUCCAAUUACCAGCGGGAAUCUUGGUGCAGCGUUUCCAGGACCUGCUCCGGGAAAAUAACGAAAAACUGCUACGGAAGUAUGGUACUAUUACUCUGGACCUGCCCUUCCGGAAAGAAGGCAAACAGACUCUGCAGAAAUACUCCCAGAGGGUUCUGUUUGCUGCUAGCAAGACGUGUAUCUCUGGCCUUUCUCAGGACCCAGGUUGCGUGUCAGUCCCGCAAUCGAGCCUUCCUCCAGACGCUUAUGGCUGGAAAACCGAUGUCCAUCCGCAGGGGCAUCUGAACCGGCCACGCUGGCUAAAGCCUGGCGCAGUCAUGGGCCAGGUGGCUGAUCUACGAGUUAUUUAUGCCGAAAUAUUGCAUUACGUUCAUCAGCAUCGCAAUGCGCGCGGUGACUAUCUGGCGAUGACCCAGAUGUUUGGACGUCAGGAAUACCUUCGAGAGCUGGAAAGAAGCAAUAGCGCCAGCAGGCUCAAGGAGUGGCUCUAUCGCCAGAUCGGCAUUUCGGAGGCCUCGAACAUUACCGGGGCUAUUCCCCCACGCCUAACGGCGGGAACCCGGUAUGAGUACGGUAUAGGGGUUGACUAUGAAUCCCGGUUGUUUUUCAACAUGUUCAACUCCAAGAUGGAUGUUGAAUGGCUCCACUAUCAUAAUGUAAGCAAGACUUCAGCUGUGCAGAUGCAGCACGGCGUCCCCAGGGAGAGACGUCUCAUGCUUCCAGAUGACCUUGAUCCUGCAAAAUUGGGAAAUCCAUUCGUCCAACCCCGGUUUACCAAGGAUGAUUGGCCGAACCCGCCUUGGAAUGCUACACUUGACAAGCUGCCUAAUCAUCGCAACCACACGUGGCGUGACCUCCCUUUGAUGACAAACAUUCAUUCAGCAUCCGUCCCGGCUCUGCUACACCUCGAUGGAGAUCAUUCGGUUCGCGACAAGUGGUGGUCGGAGAUGUGGUACCAGCCUUGGGCUCGGGCUCUCCUCCGCAAGUACAUGCGCACUGCCUCUGGCUUUGAUGCCUCCCAGUCCGCCUUGAUGGGCGGCCAAGAAUGGUGGGACAUGCGCGGCGGCAAAGGAGGCUUGUGGACCGACAAGGGUGAAUGGCUCGAUUACGGCGAGGUCUGCGGCAGCUAUAACCGUGAUGUCUUCGACGACGACCUUGGGCCAUUUGGCCAGGAAAAUGGUGAAGACGCAGACGAGCCGGUCUACAACCAAUUUGGAAACGUCAUCAAGGGCAAAGAGGAUCUGACCACUCCUUCGUGGUAGAUUGCUCUUUAGGUCCCAGGGACUGGUUUUCUGAGAUCUAUCACUGCACAAGAAGCAGAUGCGGCUCGUGCUGGCAGACACUUUCAUGUGGUCGCCAAGUUUUAUCGUUUCACCUUGCAUAUAUUACACACAAUUGGCGCCAUGAAGCGCAGCGGCAAUCCGGCCAUGAGCCAUGGCCGUGCAUAUAUUCCGACGGUGCCUGGAUUUCAUUUUCUUUGAAUUAGCGAGUUGUGUUUCCUGGUUUGCCAUGAGACAUGGAGAGUUCCCAACGCAGCCAUAUGAGAAGGGUUUGCGUCCGUCCUGACAUGGACAGCGAAGGAGUGAUAGCCACGGGCUUUCACUCAUCAGAGAUACCAAUAUUGUAUAGAUAGAUAGAGCAAGACCUAAUACCUUUUCUUUCCUACAACCCACGCAGAACCCUUU
Messenger RNA from Aspergillus homomorphus CBS 101889, 2680 nucleotides. RefSeq names its product glycosyltransferase domain-containing protein. Bases 428 to 2257 code for a protein of 609 amino acids. The transcript has 2 exons. The record is from RefSeq and is a predicted model, not a curated record. Lineage: Eukaryota; Fungi; Ascomycota; Eurotiomycetes; Eurotiales; Aspergillaceae.